AGCAGACAGUUCGCCUCGUCAGCUGCACUCACACAGAAGGAUCCCUUCCCUAUACGCUCAUCGUCAUCCUACCACAGCAACAUGACGGACUUCCGUGUAAAGAAACUGCAAAAAAUGUUCCACACUUUCUUUGACGUAAACAACGAUGGCGUGUUAGAACAGGCGGACUUCGAACAAACCGCUGAGAGAUUCCGCAGCGUGAGUGGCUGGGCCGCUGGAAGCCCGGAGGCGACCAAAACACGAAAGGUCAUUCUCGGACUAUGGGAACGCCUGCGAUCGAAGGCCGACAGCGAUGGCGACGGCAAGGUGACCUUCCAGGAGUACCUGGCGGCGAGCGAUGCAGGCACGACGACGGCAUUCCGACAGGACUACCGCGAUUUCUUCUUCAAAGUUAUCGAUGAUACUGGUGACGGCAUUAUAGACAAGGAUGAGUAUCUGAGAGUGUUCAAGAAGUUCGGCAUCGAUGCAGCGGCUCUAGGAGACGCGUUCGAUUCAUUUACGAAGAACGGUACCGUACCAGUUAACGCCGAAUACUUUGCUCAACUCUGGAAGGAAUAUUUUACUAGCAAUGACCUCAAUGCGCCCGGAAAUCGAUUUUUCGGUUAAAAUCACAUGGUCGCGAAUCCGCGUGACGUCAGUACGGAGUU
Messenger RNA from Priapulus caudatus, 647 nucleotides. RefSeq names its product sarcoplasmic calcium-binding proteins II, V, VI, and VII-like. Gene Ontology annotation, molecular function: calcium ion binding. The transcript is spliced from 6 exons. The record is from RefSeq and is a predicted model, not a curated record. The coding region runs from base 82 to 606 and encodes 174 amino acids. NCBI's taxonomy places the organism in Eukaryota, Metazoa, Priapulida, Priapulimorpha, Priapulimorphida, Priapulidae.